AUGUAUUGGCCCAUUGGAACCCCGAAAGCCUUCGCCACCUGCAACAACAUCGCUCCCGCUUCCAUCUAUGUCUCUCACGAUGGCACCCCGAAUCCCAGCUCCCCAAAUCUAGCCUCUCCUAACCUUCUCGCUCCCCCGAACGAACGAUUACAAGGUCCACAUGCAGACGAAGGCGAUGACCUGGCCCCGAAGACACCUCUCACUCCCAUAACUCCGGCUGUCCGCUCCAUAGAACAUGAGGAUUUCGGAGGCGCGGCGGAAGCCCCGUACUCCGGACACGCUGAUGUGCCCAGGGCCAUCGCUACCAAGGAGCCCAUCCUCGCCCUCAGGGUCUCGCGGUCUGGCCACAUUUUCGCCGUCAUCACCUCGACGACGAUGACCCUCUGGCAAACAAAGCCUACCGUCGUCCUCGCCGUGGUCGUCCGAUCCGAGACUUCCCUUGCAACGUACGGAAAGAAUAUCGGCCUUCUGUUACGCCCAGACGGUGCGAUCAUCGUCAUACACACCAGCCUCGGGUACUUGAUUACUUACUCCAUGGCUGCUGAUCCGGAUGCGCGAGUUUACCGACCACACUUCCCGAAUUACCACAAUGUGCAAAGACGCCGACAGACACACGCCGGGUCCUCGGGCGGCUUUGCUCCUGAUCAGUUUUUAUGGGGCCCCGGCGAAGGGGCGGGGGUAAAGGAUACGAGCGUUCGUUUUCGAAUGGUAAUCAAGGUCGAUGCCGGUAUCGAAAGCGCCCUUGCGCUAGACGACGAGCUGGUCGUUGCCACGCGCAAGCCAGCGGCGAUACAAUGUAUUCGAUGGUCUCCGGAUUCGACGGGGAAGCAGACACGCACCGAGAUAUUGAGUCGCAUGAAUUGGCUGGACAAGAAAACUAGUGUAAUCCAAAUGACCUACGACAGGCCCAUGAACUUGAUGACAUGGGUGACCGGGGACGGCCAGGUAUACGCUGUCCAGCGUCUCCAAUCCUCGGGGGCCGCCUCGGCAUCCAAUCAUUCGGCGGAGUCCUCGGAGGCAAAACGAUUGUUCAAAGGUCACUGUUUCCACGAACCCCAGGACUCGGGGAGUCGCGCUCUCCAGGCAGUCAUCAACGCGAGGUUUUCUCUAAUAGCCGUCGGCUGUAAGGACGGAGUCGUACGGGUUUACUCUGCGAAAGAUUAUUCCGGCAAUAUCCCCCCCUCCCACACACAUAGCGUUCCGGUAUCGAACUCUAGAACUGGGAAGCUUACGACCCUCGCGUAUUCAACUGAUGGAUAUUGCCUUUUCGCCGGGUUCGAGAGGGGGUGGGCGACGUGGAGCGUAUAUGGAAAAGCGGGAAGCCACACCUUCGACGUGGACCAGGCCGUUCCCACGGGCACGGGAGAUGAGAACGAGUGGCUCGAGGGGGUAGACGCCGCAAGUUGGAUAGGGGGCUCAUCCGAGCUUUUGCUCACCAACGACCGCAAUGACGCGAUAUGGGUUCUCGAAAUGGCGCGAAGUGCCGUCUCGAGCUGCUACACUUCGUCCAACAUAUUUCGUACCGUCCUCCAAACGUCAACUAGCGUCUCGGUGUAUCGGGGCUAUGACUUGCCCGACUUGACGACGAUAUCGGCGGAGCCGUUUCUUUGGCACACCGCCAAGAUUCCGUCGCUAUAUCUUCUAAACCAGUGGCCGAUACGGUGUACCGUGAUCUCACCUGACGGCAGGUAUGUCGCCGUAGCAGGGCGGAGAGGCUUGGCUCACUACAGCGUGAAUAGUGGAAGAUGGAAGACAUUUACCGAUCCCGCCAUGGAGAACGAAUUCCAGGUCAAGGGGGGAAUGUGUUGGUACCAGCAUAUUCUUGUCGCUGCCGUGGAAGCUAAUAAAUCAUACGAACUCCGCCUCUACUCGAGAGAGGCGCCCUUGGACAACUCGCAAGCCCUCCACAUCGAGCGCAUCCCAGCACCGAUCGUGCUAGUCACAUCCUGCGAAGACGACUCGGUGCUGGUUUACACACAUGACAAUCUCCUCCACCACUUCAUACUUACACCCGUUUCCGGAUCGGUGCGCCUGAUUCAAGUAGGCCAGAUCGCAUUCCACGGAAUUGUGCGAUCGCCAGCCAGGGUGCGAGGCCUGAGCUGGAUUCUGCCCGAGCGCCACCUCGCCGAAGGGGAUCCGUCGCAAGACGUGACUGUCGCCUCGGUGCUGUUCCUCGUCGAUGGGAAACUCGUGCUGUUGCGUCCGUCGGUGUCUGAAGAGGGCAAUCUCAAGUACGACAUGAGAGUCAUCGCGCAGAAUGUCGAGUUCCACGCCAACAUGCGUGACGAACCCUUUUCCGUGCUAGGGCUACCGCAGCAGCAGGUCGAUGAUGGUCAGCAGCAGUUAAGCGCUGCGGUAAGCGGCGGGGUCAAUCUACGGUCCUCGCUUUGGGUGUAUGAUGGGAAUGGCCUCAAGGUCUGGGCCGAGGUUCAAGAUGUGCUGGACGCCGUGUCGGCGGAGCAUUCGCAGGCGUUGCCUGAUACGGUUUACAUUCCCAUGGAUUUCUAUCCGUUGUCGAUGCUUCUAGACAAAGCGAUCGUUCUUGGUGUCGAGUCGGAACUUGUCCAGCGGCGGGAUAUCAGUUUCUCGUUCUUCCGCUUCAACAUAAGGACACAUCUGUUUUUGUCGGACAUGCUUCGAUACUAUCUCGUUCGGAACAUGAAGACAGAAGCCCUCUAUCUCGCGCAGCAAUACGAAAAUCUAGAAUACUUCCCGCACGCCCUCGAGGUCCUACUCCACAACGUCCUAGACGACGAAGUAGACGCAUCCCCGCGCCCCGAAGAGGCCAUCCUACCCCGCGUACUCUCCCUCCUCUCCUCCUUCAAAGAAUAUCUCGAUAUCGUCCUACAAUGCACGCGCAAAACCGAAGUCCGCCAGUGGAAAACCCUCUUCUCCUACCUACCCCCAGUGCAAGAGCUCUUCGAGGAGUCCCUGCAGCGGGGAUCCUCGAAGACGGCGGGCGGCUACCUGCUCAUCCUCCACACGCUAGAGGAGGCGGAGUCGAUCUCGGAGCAGUCGGUACGGCUGUUUUCGAGGGCGAUAAGGGAGCAGGAUUGGGAGCUCUGUAAGGAGUUGGCGAGGUUUUUGGCGGCGUUGGAUGAGACGGGGAAUGUUCUUCGGGGGGCUAUGGAGUCGGUGAAGGUGUCCUUGGCGGAUGAGGGGAGGAGUGAUGAUCUUGCUCUUAGGCUUGGGAUGGGGGCUCGUCUUCAUCUUAACGGGACAGUGUUGCCAGGCCGAUCAGGCGAAGCAUUUUACGGAGCACAUGGUAUUCAGUUCAAAAUUACCCCUCCAACGAUUCCUCUCAUCGAUCUGCGGCUCCUGUGCCCUUGGGCCGCCCGCGCCGACGACGAAGGUCCUUCAGUAUGGAUGACUUUGUUGAAGCCCUCUGCCGGACGAUCCUCUGCCGUUGCAAAACUCAUCCAAGAUCUCCCACUGAUUGCCAUUCCCUUCUCUCAGUUCCUGUCAUCCCGCGGCAAUGAGUACUUCUGCGAAAUCGACGAGGAAUACAUUCUGGAUAGGUUCAACCUUACCGGUCUCAACACAGAGGUGCAGUACUACCAAUAUGCUCUGGAGCUCGUGACGGAUUCGUUCGACCUCGACUGCGAGGAUUCUAUGAGGGAUGCGAUCGAGAAGUCGGCACGUCACCUUUACGGCCUGCUCGACAAGUACAAGAAAGCCGAAUUCGGGAAAUGCCCCCGAGUCAUGUGCAACUCCCACCCCCUCCUCCCCAUGGGCCUCUCCGACGUCCCCAACCUCAAGCCCGUAAAGCUCUACUGCGCCAAAUGCGAGGACAUCUACAACCCCAAAUCCUCCCGCCACGCUAGCAUCGACGGCGCCUACUUCGGCACCUCCUUCCACAACAUCCUCUUCCAGGUCUACUCGACCCUCGUGCCCACCAAGAGCGCAGACCGCUACGUGCCCCGCGUCUACGGCUUCAAGGUCCACGCCUCGGCCGCCCUCAUCCGCUGGCAGGAUCAUCAGCGCGAGGAGAUGCGGAGGAGGCUCAGGAAGAUGGAAGUUGACAGUGGGUUUAGGGAUGAUUUUGAUGAGGAGGAGGAGGUGGAGGAGGAUGAAGAUGUGGAGUUUGAGGGGGUGGGGGAGAGGGCUCUUGUUGCGCCGAAUAACUUGAAUAAUGCUGGCUAG
This is a messenger RNA of Scedosporium apiospermum, 4143 nucleotides long. Its product is annotated as Duf1339 domain protein. The coding region runs from base 1 to 4143 and encodes 1380 amino acids. The record is from RefSeq and is a predicted model, not a curated record. The transcript has 7 exons. Gene Ontology annotation, biological process: retrograde transport, endosome to Golgi; intracellular protein transport. Gene Ontology annotation, cellular component: Ric1-Rgp1 guanyl-nucleotide exchange factor complex; Golgi membrane; protein kinase CK2 complex. Lineage: Eukaryota; Fungi; Ascomycota; Sordariomycetes; Microascales; Microascaceae. Gene Ontology annotation, molecular function: protein kinase regulator activity; protein binding.